Daldinia vernicosa is the source of this 946-nucleotide messenger RNA. RefSeq lists its product as uncharacterized. The record is from RefSeq and is a predicted model, not a curated record. The transcript has a single exon. Lineage: Eukaryota; Fungi; Ascomycota; Sordariomycetes; Xylariales; Hypoxylaceae. Bases 310 to 852 code for a protein of 180 amino acids.
UAAAAUUCAAAGCACAUUGGGGCAUAUUGAAGUGAUGUUCAAGGGCAAAGGUGCUACACACGUAGGGAUGCACCUCAUAACUUGGUACCGGCUAAGAAGGGGGAGGAUCGCCUGGUAGGAUAUAUAGCAACUAGCAUCUCUCCCUCUUGGGAUUUCUUGUUCUUGUUCUCGUAGAGGCACACAAGUUCUGUCGUUAACUUUCUUAUCCUCAGUCCAGUCAGUGCGGUUUCUGGUUCUCAAUAGACCAUCGGGGUUCCCUUGCAUAGUCUACAUACACUCGUUCACUCCAGUAAAACCAUCUCAAGCAAAAUGUACGUCCUCGCCGCCCUCACCUUCGCUUCCGCGGCCCUCGCGGUGCCCUUCCCUCUUAGAAGGGCAUACGGUACGGGUGCGCCAUCCUAUCCGGCUGUCCCUACACCUGUUGCUACAUUUCCCGGUACCGCACCGACUGGCGGAUCGACAGCCUUACCAACCGUAGUUGAUCCAACAACGUCGUCGUACCACGUUACCGUCACGUAUGCAACUAGCUCUUCGGUUCUCACGUCUGCAGUGCCAUUCCCCACAAGCCCCCUAGAGACAUCUGUCUCAUCGCUAUCUUCAUCUCUUUCUAUUCCUCAGCCGGACCCUACGCCGUCUGUGUCUCAGCCAGCCGGCGCGCCCCCUUCAUUCCCAACGUUCCCGGCUUCUUUCCCGACGUUUCCCGGAACUGCUCCGGGAACUGCCCCGGGAACUGCACCAGGAACCGUACCUACUGGCGGUUUCCCUCCCCAGCAGCCGGCUACCUCCCAGUACUCUGUGAGCGUUAGCUACUCCCGGACAAACCCUGGCUACCCAGUUGCCACGCCCAACUAAGAUAUACGCCUACAACGAAAAGACACGCGGCAUGCCCCCCUCGGAAAGGAAAAGAAAAUAAAGUUUUGAUUCGCAAGAUCGAAGACGACCCUCU